Messenger RNA from Helianthus annuus (common sunflower), 3198 nucleotides. Its product is annotated as serine/threonine-protein kinase CTR1. Gene Ontology annotation, molecular function: ATP binding; protein kinase activity. Gene Ontology annotation, biological process: protein phosphorylation. The coding region runs from base 773 to 2944 and encodes 723 amino acids. The record is from RefSeq and is a predicted model, not a curated record. NCBI's taxonomy places the organism in Eukaryota, Viridiplantae, Streptophyta, Magnoliopsida, Asterales, Asteraceae. The transcript is spliced from 15 exons.
GAUCGUUACUUAAUAUAUAUUUUCCCCCACUACUCCCAACUACUUUCGCCGGCUCUUUUUCCGGCGAACUCCCCGCCUUUUCCGUUGCGGCUAACGUACGCCAGUGUACAUCAUACAACCCCCCCCCCCCUUUCUCUCUCUCCAAUUUCUUUACAUUAUCUCACUCUCCGUGUUUAACUCAUCAUCUAUAUUAUAUCAAACCCUAAACCAGACGCAUUCAAUCUCCUUCUUCACACUUCCUUCAACCUACCUCCAUCGAUCUCAGGUCUGUUGUUCUAUCAAUAUUCCUAUCGAUUCUUCAUAUUUUGAUCCAGAUCGUUGAGAUUAUGGUGGCCGAUUGAUCAGAUUUGAUUAUGUUCACUCUUUUGCGGUUUGAUUCCAAAUGUUUUGUUGAAAAACUGAAUCGGAUGUGAUUUGUUUACGAAUUGAUUAUGUUCAGUUUGUUGUUGCGGUUUGAUUCGAAAGGUUUUGGCGAAAAAUUAAGUCGGAAGGUUAGUUACUGGAGAAUUAGAAGUUAAAUCGUAUUGUAUUUGUGAUUUGUUGACGAAUUGUUGUGGAUUUGAGAGAUUAGGUUAAUUUAGAUCUAGUCAAAAUGCGUUCAUUGCUCAGAUUUAUUAAGUCUACGACACGGAAAAAGCUGCUUAGUAAGUAUGAUGAUUUUUCGUUUACUAGCGUUGCUAAUUUCCGAACGAGACAAUAUGCAUUGUACUAGAUCUAGGUUAGAUUAGAGGUUUGUUGUUGCUGUUGCUGUUGCUGCUGUUGUUGUUUGAGGAUGCCGCAUCGAGGAGCAUACUUUUUUCCGAGGGAUUUUGGAGGUGUGAUCUCGAAAUGGGGAGAUAUUGGGAAGGUGUUUGGGGAGGUUUCUGGAUCAUUGAUGAAUGAUGAUGGAACAAGAGACGGAGUUCGGUGUGUUGGUGAUGGAAGUGAUGGAAGUGAUGGAAAUGAUAGGAAGCUUGGGAAGAAGAAGAAGAAGGAGGAGGUUAGUGGAUGGGGUCAUGUGAGGUUCAGCAAGCUUGGUGAUCAUGAUGAUGUGAUGGAGGAUAUCAUAGAUGAUGAUGAUGAUCAUCAUCAUCAUCAAAUUGCACAGGAGAAAGGGGGUGGUGUUAUUGAUGGUGGUACAGGAGAAGAUAGUCGAUGGAGCCAAGUGCGGGAGUGGUGUAAGGCCUAUUACUUGCAGCUCAAUCUAGCGAAACGUCUUACGCAACAAGGUACCAUUAGUGAGGAGCCUGCUCUUGUUCAAGACAUUGGGCAUGGUGUUGUGAGCUAUGAUGCAGAGGCAGUUUCAUACCGUCUUUGGGUUAAUGGUACGUUAUCUUAUGAUGAUAAGAUAUCAGAUGGUUUCUACGACAUCCUUGGAAUGGAUCCAUAUAUGUGGAUGAUGUGUAAUGACUCGGUGGAGGGUAAACAUUUGCCAUCUUUGUUGGAACUUAAAGCAGUUGAGGCCUCUACUUCAUCCAUGGAAGUGAUUCUUGUUAAUAGAUACAAGGACUCACGGCUAAGAGACCUGGAGGAUAUAGUACAGGAGUUAUACUUUUCAGCAGAAAACGCUCUCAUGUUAGCUGAAAAGCUUGCAAAACUUGUUGCUGCAAGUAUGGGGGGAUCGUAUCCAGUCGAGCAAGGCGAUCUCCAUGCACAAUGGGAGUCGACUAGCAAGAGAAUAAAGGAACUUCAGAAUGACAUUUUGGUUCCCAUUGGCAGCCUGUCUACCGGACUUUGUAGACACCGAGCGAUACUAUUUAAGAAACUGGCUGAUUAUGUUGGAUUGCCUUGUCGGAUAGCAAGAGGCUGCAGGUAUUGUGAUGAAGAGCAUAGGUCCACGUGUCUUAUCAGAAUUAAAGACGAUAAGUUGACAAGGGAGUACGUGGUUGAUCUAGUUGGGCAACCGGGAAAUUUCUACAAUCCAGAUUCCUCUAUAAACGGAGAUAUACUUCCUCAUUUAAAAGAUGCUCAACAAGUUUAUAUAGGACAUGCAUCCAUUUCUGAAGAAAAGAGUAUGCAUGUUCCUACUGGAAAAACUUUACACUCGGAUGCGGAAGUUAAGAGUGAUGGAAAAAAUAGAGGAAACUGUCACGCAACUACUCCGGGACACCAGACGCUCGAGCCUUCUCUUGCAAUGGACUGGCUUGAGAUAGCGUGGGAUGAUUUGCAUAUCAAGGAGCGUAUCGGUUCUGGUUCAUUUGGGACUGUGUAUCGUGCAGAGUGGCAUAGUUCGGUUGUUGCUGUUAAGGUGUUGACAGCCCAGGACCUCCAUGAUAAUCAAUUGAAGGAAUUUCUGAGGGAGGUUUCAAUCAUGAGACGUGUGCGCCAUCCUAAUUUAGUUCUUUUCAUGGGCGCCGUUACAAUGCACCAACGUUUUUCAAUUGUGACUGAGUAUCUUCCUAGGGGUUGUCUGUUUCGCCUUCUACACCACCCGGCCUCCGGAGAAAUAAUGAACAUGAAGAGACGGAUACACAUGGCUUUGGAUGCGGCAAAGGGCAUCAAUUAUCUCCAUUGUCUCAGUCCUCCUAUUGUUCACUGGGAUCUUAAAUCUCUAAACUUAUUGGUUGACAAAAACUGGACCGUAAAGGUUUGUGAUUUUGGGUUAUCAAGAUUCAAAACGGAUACCUUUAUAUCAUCAAAAGCCAUUACUGGAACUCCUGAGUGGAUGGCUCCAGAAGUCCUUCGAGGGGAACCUGCAGAUGAAAAAUCUGAUGUAUACAGUUUUGGCGUGAUUCUAUGGGAACUCGUGACCAUGAAACAACCCUGGAAGGGGCUUAAUGCGGCUCAGGUGGUUGGAGCUGUGGCAUUCCAGAAGAGGAAACUUACAAUACCUUCUAAUGCAUCUCCUGCACUAACGUCACUGAUGGAAUCUUGCUGGGCCGAUGACCCGGUGCAGCGUCCAAGCUUUAAGAGCAUAGUGAUCACUUUAAAGAAGUUACUCAAGUCUACUCAAAAGUCAAAGUAAUGGGCCGUCGAUGUCGAAAUCUACUUGCUUAUAACUCUUGAAACAACCUCUCUCUAUAAAAAUUGCAUGUUUGUUUUACUUUAUGAGAUAUUGAACUUUAUGGAAUAAUCAAAGUCUAGACUCUUUUAUAUAAAUUUUAGGUGGUCAUAAACCGUUGUAAACCGUCCAAACUGAAGCAAAUCUGCCGGUUUUGGAGUUUGUACGUUCAUCUCACUGUUUAGGGUUUGAAAUAUUGUGUAUAACUAGUUAUUUUC